ACCGGGGACAGCAGGACGGCGCGGCUCUCCCUCUUGCUCGCUCUCCGUGUCAGUUACCUCCUCAGCUCCUUCCCGAGCGGCCGGCGGCGCGCUGCUGGAGCAGAUGUGAGCGUCGUGGUGCGGGACGACACAGACCCACACACAAGGCUCGCCCUCCGCGGAAGGAGAACCAGGCAGUCCCGCGAAUGUUCCAUCAGCUGAGUGUCUAGCUGAAGCUCCUCCAACAGGCAAUUGUCACGUGGACAUCAUGUCAAACCUCAGCCUGCUCCUCUAUCUCCUGCUGCUGCUCUUUGGCUCCCUCGCAGAUACAUCUCUGCAUGAGGAGGAACCUGACUUUUAUGGAGAUGAAGCCACAGGUUACGGGCCGGUGUUUAUGGAGCAGCCGGUGGACACCAUCUACCCCGAGGAGUCACCCGAGGACAAAAUCACCAUGACCUGCCGGGCCCGAGCCAGUCCACCUGCCACAUACAAAUGGAUGCUGGACGGUGUAGAAAUCGACCUUAGCGCUGAACACAAACACUACACAUUGUCAGAAGGGAACUUGGUCAUCAGCGAGCCCGUCAAAAACAAACACGAGGGGAGGUAUUCCUGCUUGGCCAGCAACACGUACGGGACGAUCAUCAGUCGAGAGGCCUCGGUCCAGUUCGGAUAUUUGGACCUUUUCUCAUCAGAGGAAAGGGAGUCGGUAUAUGUCAAAGAAGGACAGGGGGCAGUUCUUCUCUGUGCUCCACCUCCACAUCAUCCAGCCGACCUGUCGUUCCGGUGGAUCCUCAAUGAGUUCCCCACCUUCAUCCCGCCCGACAAAAGGCGCUUCGUCUCGCAGAUAACGGGCAACCUUUACAUCUCCAAAGUGGAGGCCUCGGACAGCGGCAACUACUCGUGCAUCGCGUCCAGCUCCUCCAUCUCCAAGAGCGUCUUCUCCAACUACAUUCCGCUUGUGCCCCUCAGUGAACGUGCCAUCAGGAAGUACCCGGCUGACCUCAACGUCAAGUUCCCAGACACCACCACUCUGGCGGGGCACAACAUCACUUUGGAAUGCUUUGCUUUGGGGAACCCCGUCCCAGAGAUCCGCUGGAGGAAGUUGAAUGGAGAGCUUCCACCCAACCAUGAGGUGGCGGGGGCUCACCUGCACCUGUACAACGUGCGGUCGGAAGACGGCGGCUCGUAUCAGUGCGAGGCAGCCAACUCCAAGGGAAAGGACUACCACAGUGCACAUUUGUCUGUGGAAGCGUUUCCUGAGUGGGUGGAGCACAUCAGCAACGCAGAUAAAGACCUCAGCAGCGCCUACACCAUGUCCUGCUCGGCCAGGGGCAAACCCAAACCGCACAUCCGCUGGCUGAAGAACGGAGAAGCGUUGGACAGAAAAGAGAUGGUGUUCAACAACCUGACAUUUGAAGACUCCGGGAUGUACCAGUGCAUCGCUGAGAAUCCCCACGGAGUCAUCUUUUCCAACGCGGAGCUGCGUGUGUUUGACUGCGCUCCCACCUUCGAACACAACCCGAUCAAGCACGUCCUCGCUCCUAGAAACGGCCGAGUGGUGAUCGAGUGUCGACCCAAAGCCGCACCCAAGCCGAAAGUCUCGUGGAGCAAGGACACCGAGCUGCUGACCAACUCCAGCAGGAUGUUCAUCUGGGAGGACGGCAGCUUGGAGAUCCUCAACGUGACCCGCACAGACGAGGGCAGGUACACCUGCUUUGCCCACAACAACCUGGGCAAGGCCAACAGCACGGGCUCUCUAACGGUAACAGACUCCACAAAGAUCACCUUGGCCCCCUCCAACGCCGAUGUCAAAGUGAGGGAAAACGCCUGGAUGCAGUGCGCCGCGUCACAUGACUCCUCCCUGGACAUCGCCUUCAUCUGGUCCCUGGACGGCCGAGUCAUCGACCUCGACAAGGACAGCCAGCAUUACGAACGCACCCCGAACGGGAGCUCAGCUGGCGAGCUGAUGAUCAAGAAUGCCCAGUUGAAACACGCUGGGAUUUACACCUGCACAGCACAGACGACCGUGGACAACGUGACCUCCUCUGCCAGCCUGGUCGUAAGAGGACCCCCCGGCGCUCCGGCGGGGCUGCGAGUGAUAGACAAAAGUGACAAGAACGUAGCACUGCAGUGGAGCCGUGGAGCAGACAACCACAGCCCUAUCUCCAAAUAUACCAUCCAGUAUAGGGACGCCUUCUCCCCGGACGUGUGGAAGAACGCCACCACAUCUCCACCAGACAUUGAAGGGAACGCAGAGACGGCCACUGUGGUGGACUUGGUGCCCUGGACCGAGUACGAUUUCAGGGUGAUCGCUACCAACACACUGGGCACAGGCACCCCGAGCAUCCCAUCUCACAAAGCGAAAACCCUGGCCUCAAGUCCUGUGGUGGCGCCCUCGGAUGUGGGCGGAGGUGGCGGGACAAACAGGGAGCUGACCAUCACGUGGACGCCUGUCCAGGAGCAGUACUACUACGGGCCUUACUUUGGCUACAUCGUGGCCUUCAAACCUCGAGCCGGUGUUGAGUGGACACAGGUGACCGUGUCGGACCCCCAAGCCGAACGCUACGUGCACAAAGAUCCCUCCAUCGCUCCUGCGACAGAGUUCAUCGUGAAAAUCCAAGCAUACAACAGCAAAGGGGAGGGACCCUACAGUCUGCCGCAGACCAUUUUUUCCGCGCAAGAUGCACUCACCGAUGCUCCCGGAAGCAUUGACGGCAAAGCGCUCUCUGCCACCGAAGCUGUUGUAUGGUGGAUCCCUAUCUCACAGAGCAACAUAGAUGGAUACCAGGUUAAGUACUGGAGAAAACAGGAAGACAGUGAAGGGGGUGCCCACAGAGUGGUGGUGUCCAGUAGGGAAAACCAUACCAGAGUGGACAGAAUGAAGCCCGACUCCCUUUACCUCAUUGAGAUCCGGGGCUACAACUCCGCGGGAUAUGGGCCGCCCAGCGAGCGCCUUGAGAUCCACACCAAGAAACCGCCUCCUGGUCAAGCCCCUAGAAUCAUAAGUAAAAAGUUCAAGGGCAAGUUGGUAAACGUCGCCUGGGAACACGUGGAGACGCUGGCAAACGAGGCACCAGUGGACGGUUACAAAGUGUUGUACAGGCCGCAGGGUCAAUCCACAGGCACGCUGUACAUUACCAAAUGGCGGCACAUUGAACUCCCCCUCUUUGAAAACGAGACCUACGUGGUGGAGGUCCGAGCGUAUACGGAGGGCGGCGACGGAGCUCUGUCACAUAUCUUCAUUAUGGGAGGAAGUAUCAUGGCCACCCAGCCUCUCAGCACACUCGGCCUUCUCCUGGUGGCCGUUCUCUGCCUGAACCUCUGAAUGUAGCACCAUCUUUCUCUUCGCCUCCACGUGAAGAACACUAUUUUACGGUUGACCACCUAGAUGGACUUUUGGGACUCUUUUCACAAUUGUUCGGUUCCUCUCAUUCCAACUCUUCCCCCUUCCGGAAGAUUCUUGUGGGAAUAGAUGGAAACACACGGAAAUGGGCAUCCCUUAUUUAUCCAUAAAAAGCCUCUUUGGAGGAGUAUCAAAGGAGCUCUGUCAACUUUUUGAAAUAUGCCUUAUGUAAAUGUCUGCACUAAUCUUUCACAAUAACUUCUUUCAAAACACAUCAGUUUUGGGAUUUGUUUUUUUUAUACAAACGAAAUACAGGAAGUCCUCGAGUUACGACGUACUCGACCUACGAAGUUUCGACUUUACGACGCCCGUGCCUCGUCCGCCAUUUUGCUAUGCUAAGUGUUUCUGCUUAGCAGAAACACUUAGCAUAGUGCUUAUCUGUGUUUGUGCACCCGGAGUAUCUUUGCCUUUUUCGCCCUCCUUUUUUCACACUCUCAGCAGUAAUGGUAAGUACAGCAUCUUAUUUUUUUUUUAUUUUUAUGUAUUUUAGUUUCUUUAUACAAAGUGUUAACCUUUCCUGCUACGGUCACCUGACCGUGGUCGGGAGAUGCAGGGGAGACGCCUUCUCCAGGGCCGAGGUUGUCCUCCUCGGGGUUAACUCCCUUCUCUCGUUGCACAGCUGAGCUGGGUGGCGGCAACAAUAAAGGCACGAAGCACCGAUGUGCUGCUUUAAUGACUUUAUUAGCUCCUCUGCACAUUCGACUCUUCCCCGGUCGCCGUCACGACACUUGCCACUGUACACACUCGCACCUGCGCGCACUCCUUCCUCCUUCACAGUCCCGUCUCACUCACACAUCGACGCACGCGCCCACACACACUGAGUUUGCUGUCACAAUCACGUGGGACAAUACCCGUAACAGAAGUAUUUUGACGUAAAUUUCGACUUUAACGGUGAAAUCCGACUUACGCGGCAAUUCGGGUUACGUCGCCAGCGUAGGAACGGAACUCGUUCGUAAAUCGAGGACUUCCUGUAAUCCACACUGCAUCCCAUACUUUGGAGCUCAACAAUCAUCUGUGAAGGAUAAGUGCACGCGUUUACGAGUAUCUCUAUACUGUACGUCUUUCUUUACCUGCACUUCAGUUCCAUUUUAGCGUUUGUUUUCAUACUAAAAGUGAAGUACGGCCUCUGUUAAGUGGAUACAGUUAAAGCAAAGCUCAACCUGCCCAACCAUUGCUUAACCUCAUUGAAAAAAAAGACUCCACAUGGUCAAGUCAAUACAGUAUUUCCUAAUGUAAUGGCCAGGGAUGCAGAGAGUACCAGGCUUCUUUUAGAGGUUAGGCAUUCACUAAAAAGAGGGUUUGAAUUGUACAAAUUAACUUUUAGAAAAGCAGUGUAUAUAUUUUUAAUCAUAUUCAAAUAAUGAUACUGAAUUCAAACGAUAUUUAUUAGAUUAAAUACAACUCCAAUUCCAAUGAAGUUUGGACGUUGUGUUAAACAUAAAUAAAAACAGAAUACAAUGAUUUGCAACAAUCAUGUUCAACCAUUCUGCACGUGUUACAACAGCGUGGCUUCGUAGUAAAAGAGUGCGAGUACUAGACUGAACUGCCUGUCUCCCAUUGAAAAUGUGUGGCGCAUUAUGAAGCGUAAAAUACGACAUCGGAGAACCCGGACUGUUGAAUAGCUGAAGCUGCACAUCAAGCAAGAAUGGGAAAGAAUUCCAUCUGCAAAGCUUCAACAAUUAGUGUCCUCCGUUCCCAAACGUUUAUUGAAUGUUGUUAAAAGAAAAGGUGAUGUAACACAGUGGUAAACAUGACCCUGUCCCAGCUUUUUUGGAACGUGUUGCAGCCAUAAAAUUCUAAGUUUAUGAUUAUUUGCUAAAAACAAUCAAGUUUAUCAGUUUGAACAUGAAAUAUCUUGUCUUUGUAGUGUAUUCAAUGAAAUAUAGGUUGAACAUGAUUUGCAAAUCAUUGUAUUCUGUUCUUAUUUAUGUUUAACACAACGUCCCAACACCAUUGGAAUUGGGGUUGCAUAUGUAAUAUAUUAUUUAGUUUUUCCCCAAUCCCAUUUAGCAGCAUUUUCUGGGAAGCUCUUUCUUCAGCUUUACAGAUGCCACUUCCGCUCUGCAGGCGGUGUGUGUGUUGCACAUUUUCAUAGGAACAGUAAUUACGUUUAUUUGGGGUGCGACGUUUGUUUAAUCAAAUGGACUAAUUGAGGCUUAGAAUGGAGGCUACUGUUUGAGGAAAUAUGGUACUUAAAUCCUUUGUGUUUACUAUUUUUAUCAGUUGUAUGCUGCCAACUUUUGGGGGAACCAUUUUGGACAGAGUGCAUUAAUGGUUAGUAUGUCUGCCUCACAGUUCUGAAGUUCUGGGUUUGAAUCUCCGUUCUGGCCUUCCUGUGUGGAGUUUGCAUUUUCUCCACAUCUCCUUAGGUGUGAAUGUGAAUGUGAAUGCUUGUUUGUCCACAGUACACCACUCACAAAAGGUUAAAGGUAUUCAGUUUUCGGGUGAAUACUGUUUGAAUACAAAUUCUAAUUGAACCGACAAAUAUAUUGGCCGAUUCAUGGAUCAAAUGCCUAUUGUGAAUUUUUCCAUUCAGUUCCUUGAUUGAGAACAGCAAGCUGUGCAAAACCUACUGAAACAUUAAACAGCUGGUCGUGUAUUUAAAAGUAUAGAGAAGGUCAAAUUAAGUUCACUUGUCAAGAUUAUAGUACAUUUUAGGUUCAUUCUGAAAUUUCACCCGAAAUCCCAAUUAUUUCUACAUUUUUGUGAGUAGUGCCUGUGAUUUGCUGGCAACCUCUCACCCAAAGUCAGUUGGGAUAGUUUGCAGCGCACCCAGCACCCAAAUAAGCACAAAUGCUAUAAAAAGUAAAUGUCACCAUCCUGGGCAGUGGGGAGCAUUUAUUUGAGUUGCGGUGUUUAUUUAUUCAAGUGGACGACAAACCCAGUGACUAAUUGAGGUACAGUUUCCAUUGAAGUUGAGGCUACUAUUUGAGGUAAUACGGUACUUUUAUCAAUUGUAUGCUGGCAGCUUUCACGGGAACAAUUUGGGUUGAAUGGGCUCCCGGUGCACAAAUUAAGGCAUUCUUCUUCAAUUUGUACUUCCUGUAGGUGUAACGACCAUCUACUUUUUGUCCUUCAAGUGUACUUAGGGCCGCAGAAAACGCUCUGAUCUUCGGACGGCAGCAAUGAUUCAGCUAAAAUGUACGCGGGUGAACAAAGCACACCACAGAAGUUUAUGAACUUAGUACUCAGACAUGAGCAGAGGAGGCCCUCAACAUGCUGACACUGCCAGACUAACUGUUUGCUGUAACAUUACCAACUGGGGAAGCACAAAAGCAGAUGCUUGGACUGAAAGUGAGAGAGGACGUUAUUAUCAACACAGGAAAAGUCAUCUUCUGUCCUGGCAUGUGACUCUGAGUGACUUUAAUUUAUGAUGCUCAAUGCUUAGAAGGUUUUGUUUUGGAUGAGAGCCACUUUUUUCACAGGCUGCAUUGUCACAGAUUAGCAGUUUUAAUAAUUUAGAUGGAUUUAACUGAGUAUCUGUAUAGCUCCUCAUUCAUUUGUGUUGUUUGUUCAUGAGUCAACUGGAUUGAAUGAUUUGUUGACAUUGAAGCAUAUGCAAGAAUGCUGACAAUAUAUCCAUGCUUGUUGGCUUGAGCUAUGUUUGCUUUGGCUGGAUCAUAAAAAAUGCGUCGGAAUCGGUUGGUUUUUUAAAAAUUUAUUUUAAUUUUUAUUUUAUUUUUUAAAUGUGCGAAGUUUCCAUCACGCAGUCCAGUACAGUUCGGUUUGCCACGGUACGCUUCAGAUUGGUGUAAUCCAGCCAAUCUCUGUGGCCCAAUCGGUGGACAACAACGUCUCUAGCUUUUCCCUACACAGGCAAACUGUUUCGUACUGAUCCAAAAAGGCCUGAUAUUUUGGGACAUUUAGAAUGAAAACGUCAAUGUGUACCCAACUCAACCCAGCCAUUCUGCUAAGCGGAAGCUUCGGCUAUAUCAUGAAAAAAAAUAUCGGAAUCAGUUUGUGUGGUUUUUUUUUUAUUAUGUGUAAAUUUUCCACCAAGCCUUACAGUUCGGAUCAGAGCGCCAUGGUACGAUUCAGAUUGGAAAGCCUGGUAAUACGCAGACUGGAGAUAACGGCGACAUUUACUGUAAAUAGUGUGACACAAACAAACCAACCAACAAAUGCAACAAACGACGUAAGAUCAUGUUUCAUGAUACGUAAUAUAUAUUAAAAACAACAAAGAACUGAAUUUAAGUGAACUGAACAUACCUUUAGUGAUAAGUGGAAACAGGGCUGUAGCUUUGUGCCCAAGAGUAAUUGUUUUUAGUUAGUGACACUGGUGCCAAUUUAGCACUUAUCUCAUUUAUACGUGGCAAGGUUUUUUUCCCCAUAACAGGACAACACGCCUAGCUCAUUCUUACUACCAUGUUUUAUUGUUACGAAACAGACAAUAAUGCUCAUUAUUUUCCCCAAACAUUAUCCAUGUCGUGUGUCCAUUUACAACGUUUUAUUUUUUAUUUUUACAAUUUGAACUUCCCUCAAUCGAAGGAUGAAAAUGCUGCAUUUAGAUUGGAUGGCGGCCAUGCUUUCAAUGUUGUGACCAUCCACCGCAAAGUGCUUCUCCCAGUUUCCCCCUUCCAUGCAACAGAUGAGCGCAAAGGGUUGCCAAAUGCAAUGCAUGAUUGCCUUGAAAGUUAGUGAAAAAAAUGUUUCUUUCAAAACUGUGGCGCUCACAUUCUAACGUGAAUGAGAGAUACAUUCCACCCUGCGUGGCAUCCCUUUUCCGGCAACAGAGUGUCCCAGCUAAACCUAAUCUGUGCUUUCGUUGCUUGUCAUGAACGGUUUGGGAGUGUUUUUGUUUUGUUUUGUUUUUUUCUAGAAGCAUCUAAAGCUUAGUUGCCACACAUAUGGGAUCAAACUGGAACUGCUCGUUGGCUGAACAAGAAACAAUAAAAGUGUAGUCAACUA
This is a messenger RNA of Phycodurus eques (leafy seadragon), 8290 nucleotides long. It is a transcript of the gene cntn1a, whose product is annotated as contactin 1a. Lineage: Eukaryota; Metazoa; Chordata; Actinopteri; Syngnathiformes; Syngnathidae. Bases 248 to 3304 code for a protein of 1018 amino acids. Gene Ontology annotation, biological process: brain development; cell-cell adhesion. Gene Ontology annotation, molecular function: cell-cell adhesion mediator activity. The record is from RefSeq and is a predicted model, not a curated record. The transcript is spliced from 24 exons.